This is a messenger RNA of Durio zibethinus, 1510 nucleotides long. Its product is annotated as putative ethanolamine kinase. The record is from RefSeq and is a predicted model, not a curated record. Gene Ontology annotation, molecular function: ethanolamine kinase activity. Gene Ontology annotation, cellular component: cytoplasm. Lineage: Eukaryota; Viridiplantae; Streptophyta; Magnoliopsida; Malvales; Malvaceae. Gene Ontology annotation, biological process: phosphatidylethanolamine biosynthetic process.
CCAUAUCCGUCUUUUCACCUAUUUUCCUAUUUUUCUCCAUUAUUAUGCCUAUAAUAUUCCCGUCCCCUCCUCUGACUGGAGCUUCCCAAAAAAAUCUCGAUUCUUUCGAAUUUUUGCCAAAGUUUUUUAAUAUAAGCUCUAAGGAUUAAGAAAACACAACAAUGGGAGCAACGAAAAAGAUCUGGACAGCCAUGGACGUCGCAGCAAGCCAAGCUAAACAAAGCAACAACAACAACAACAACAACAACUCAACCGUUGACGAUUCAAUUCCUUACUCUCCUCGCUCCAUCGAUACCGCUCUUUCUUUUCCCGUCAUGGUCCCUCGCGUCAUCGAGUUGUGUAAGGAUCUCUUUGGGAAAUGGGUGAAGUUGGACGAUUCUUGCUUCUCCGUCAAGACUGUAUCUGGCGGCAUCACGAAUCUUCUGCUCAAGGUUUCUGUAAAGGAAGAAAAUGGAGAUGAGGUGGCUGUAACAGUUAGAUUAUAUGGACCUAACACAGAAUAUGUCAUCAAUCGCCAACGGGAGUUACUGGCGAUCAAAUACCUAUCGGCUGCAGGAUUUGGUGCCAAGUUGCUUGGAGUUUUUGGAAAUGGCAUGGUGCAAUCUUUUAUAAAUGCGCGUACCUUAACUCCAUCAGACAUGAGAAAGCCAAAGCUGGUUGCAGAAAUUGCAAAGCAACUUCAUAGAUUCCAUGAGGUGGAAAUUCCAGGUUCUAAAGAACCUCAGCUAUGGGUUGACAUCUUCAAGUUUUUUGAGAAAGCAUCUGCUCUCCGGUUUGAAAAUAUUGAUAAACAGAAGAUAUAUGAGGCAAUUUCAUUUAAGGAAGUACAUAGGGAAGUUACACAGCUGAAGGAAUUGACAGGCCUUCUUAAUGCUCCAGUGGUGUUUGCUCACAAUGAUUUACUUUCUGGAAAUUUGAUGCUUAAUGAUGAACAUGAUAAGCUCUACUUCAUAGAUUUCGAGUAUGGAUCAUACAAUUACAGAGGCUUUGACAUUGGAAAUCACUUCAAUGAAUAUGCAGGCUAUGACUGUGACUAUAGCUUGUAUCCUAGUAAAGAUGAACAAUAUCAUUUUUUCAGGCAUUAUUUACUACCUGAAAAACCAUAUGAGGUAUCAGAAAAUGAUCUUGAAGCUCUCUAUGUCGAGACAAACACAUUCAUGUUAGCUUCACAUUUGUAUUGGGCUUUAUGGGCCCUAAUCCAGGCAAGGAUGUCUCCCAUCGAUUUUGAUUAUCUUGGUUAUUUCUUCUUGAGGUAUAAUGAAUACCAGAGGCAGAAGAAGAUGUGCUUCUCACUUGCACAAUCUCAUUUAUCAAGAUCUGGAACAGCAUAAGAUUGCAAGUGCACGCCCGAAUAGCAAAAUCCUGUAUGUUACGGAUUUAUAGGGAUAGCAUUUUGAUUCCUUUUAUUGGUAUUUUUGUAAAAUAUUCUUUUAUAUCCAUUUAUGAGAAACAAAGUUUAAAAUCAAAGAUUGAAAAAAAUAAAGCAAUUUCUGGGUCACCCUGAUUUAGC